AUGAAAACGCUGUCUCUCCGCCGCCUUAGCAGCCAUGGCACCCGACUCCUGAAGAGAGCCCUCUCGCCGGAGCCGCGUAACUACGACGAUGACGACUCCAAGAACCUCUCUCUUUUUGGGCGGCUAGAUCCGUCAGCUGAGGUUCCUGUUGAGGUUACGUCCGAAUUGAAGGUGCUGCAUGACCCGGUUCUCGGGUCAGCUCCGACCGUGGACAUUAUUGCUGUUCAUGGAUUAGGGGAUGGGUUCGAGACGUGGGAAUCUGCGCAGGACGGUUCAUGCUGGUUGACGAGCCUUGUGCAUCGUGACAUCCCCACAGCGAGGAUCUUGACUUUUAGACACAGCCCGGAUUUACUUACGCCUAAUAUUUCGUCAGUGAGGGAUUCUGUUCAUGAACGGGCCGACCGUCUCCUCGAUUCACUAAGGAAGCUGUACGCGGGUGGUAAUAGCGACGGCGACGACGGCGCACAGAGGAACCUUACGCCUCCGCCCAUCAUCUUCAUCUCUCACAGUCUCGGCGGCCUCAUUGUCCAGCGCGCCCUCAUUAUCGCGGAGGAGAGUCGGGAUGCGGAUGCUCGACAGGUCUUUCUUGCCACGCGCGGUUUGGUGUACUUUGGCGUCCCGGCUCCCGCCCAGUUGCGAAGGGUUUUGGGCGAUGUCUCACGGUUGUUGCAAGCGAGAAGUGGAGCGGGCAGGAGAGGGAGGGGAAGAGAUGAGAAGAGCUGGGGGACUGAUGCGGCGCUGUUGGAGGAGGGGUUGAAGGGACUCGAUGCUGUUGUGGAUAGGCUGCAUCCCGUGUCGGUGUGUUUCUGCGAGGCGCUGCCGACGGCCGGGCUGAAGGGUCAAUUGGUUGUCGACAUUGGGUCCACGACGCCAGCCGCGGAAAGGGUGUUGCUGCAACGCUCGCAUGUCGACUUGAUGAGAUUCAACGGAAAACAGGACGAAGGCUACACCGCCCUCAAAGAAUGGGUCGACCUCAUUCUGUCCGGUGUAGUUUCUCUGCCUUCAUGGCUGGCACCAGAGUAUAUCGCCGGCAUCGCCGACCGUAAGACUAACGCCUCAGCUGCUAGUAGUCUUUUGACGCUGACAGAACCUCUCCAAGUCUACGACCAAGCUUCGUUCUUGAGAACGGACUUUGACAUCCGACCCGAGUAUCCAUCUCCAUCCCCAUACCAUGUCAGACACCACCUCCUCGAAGACUUGACGACGCAGUUUACCAAGCUGUCGGCGUGCCACAGCGUAGCCUGCGUGGCGCUCACGGGUUACCGCGACGUCGGGAAGACGUUUCUCGCUCGGCACUUUGCGCGCAUCACUAGCAAGGCGAGCGAUCGCCCCGUCUUCUGGCUUAACGCCUCUAGCCGCGAGACACUAAGCGUCAGCUACCUCGAGCUGGGCCGCACCAUCUUCGAGUACUACUGGGCCAAGUACCAUUCCUCCGAUACACUCCUCCAACCGGGAGACGGCGGGCCCUCCGACGACACCCCCCGCGCGCGUCUACGCGCCACGCUUGGAUUUUCCGAUAUCGACUCGCUUCUUGAAGGCAGGGAUUUUAACCAGCUAGACCAGGUCGCCGUGAAUUCGUCCAUCAAGGCCGUUAUUAACUGGCUUUUGCGGGAGGGGAAUGAUCAGUGGCUGCUGGUGUUGGACAACGUCAGCGACGUAGCGGAUCUGGUAGAGUUUCUCCCGCUGACGCUGAACGGAUGGAUUCUCUUGGUGUCGCAGAAAAAGGACUUUGAUAUUGGAGUGUUGGGGAUGGGGCGAUUGGAGGUUCCGAUUUGGUCUGAAGAAGAGGCUUAUGAGCUGCUUUUGGCUGAAGCUGGAAGAACCCAUCAUCCGUGUGAAGAACAAGCUGGCUUGGAUAUUGUCCAUAGCCUCAACUUCAGACCUUCUCUGAUCUGCCAUACCGCGGCAUCCAUCAGGGAAAAGAGCCUCUCGUUCCACAACUACUACACCACAACCGAUGCCCUCGCGACCUCUGCGCUUGUUGACCUCGAGGAACAUCCUCGACGGGACCAGCUGGCGGACGUCCUCGGAGUGGCCUCUCUUCUCUCAGACACGCCUAUCCCUCUCGAUCUCUUAAUCUCCAUCGAAAACGCCAUCGGCGCGAGAUUAUCUACAGAUGUGACGAGCGCCUGGUGGGUUAGCAAGUCUAGUGUGUCUCCCUUUGGCAUUCCCCCUUCGUUUCUCGCAAAACUUCCUCAGAUCUGUCCCACUAAAACCAAACUCUCUCCCGCUCACAAAGCCCCCCAAGCCCGUCGACCUCGUCUCACCGAAACACUCAAACAACUCAACCUCCUCACCCAACUAUCAUCCCCCCCUCAUCACUUCGUCCUCCCCCCGACCAUCCGUGCACACUUCCUUCAGACUCCACGUCCCCGGCACGCCUGGCUUGCCCUCUCGGCCCUUGCAUCGGCCAUCCAACGCCAAACCCUUUUCGACUCCCCGACCCUCUCCGAGAUCCACGCAUCCUCCCGUCUUCUCCUCCCCCACGCCCGCGCCCUCUACCCCCUAGCCCUCCAGCUCUUUCCCACCACCUCUACCACACCCCCGUCCUCCCCCUCCCCCUUCAAACCCGAGAAGCGUGACCCCCAACGCAUAGAUUGGCAUCUCAUCGGCCACCUCGCCGCGUCCCAGGGUGACGCAUCCCUCGCCAUAAACUGGCACGAAUUUACCCUCCGCCGCAACACCGCCAUCCGGUCCUCCUCAUCCUCAUCCCUCGACCCCGUCCAAGACCUCGAAACCAUCAUCUCCCUAUCCCAACUCUGCAAACAAAGCGGCGACAUCCCCCGCUACAACGAACUCAUCCAAUCCAUCCACCUAACAAACGACAUCCUCGCCACGAACCCGGACCUCUUCUUCCGCACCCGCCUCGCCCGCGCCACCCACCUAGCCGAAAACAACCUCCUCGGCCACGCCGCCCUCGAACUAGACGACCUCUCCCGCAUCUACCCGGCCGACGACGCCCCCUCCUCCGCGUCUAAACUCACCCGCUCCCGACACAUUCUAGCCCUACACAGCCUCUCCGUCAUCCUUAAACUAGCCGGCCGAACAGACGAAGCCUCCGCCAUCUACGCGCGCCUCCACCCCCUCUACGCAGCGCACCUGCCAUCCCCUUCACACCCGACCGUCCUCGACACGCUAGAAGAGCACGCGCACGCCCUGCAGGAGGGAAGCGCGCUGCACAUCCUCGACGCGCAGAAAAUCCUCCAGCGAACGCUACGCGUCAAAACUACCUCUUUGGGACCCUCCCACCCUUCCGUCCUCCUGGCGCAAACGCACCUCGCGGGCCUGUACGAGUCGAUACUAGAUUAUGCUUCCUCCGAGGACUUGUACGAACGGGCUCUUCCGAGGAUGGAGGAUGUGUUGGGGGAGCACCACGUUGCGUAUUUAGCUGCGAAGGAGAACCUUGCGCUGAGCUACUGGUCGAGGGCGCAAGGGGACGAGAAAAAGAGCGGAGAGAAGGAGGAGGGGGAGAUGAAGGAGUGGGCUGUGGGGUUGUUGAGGGAUGUUCUUAGGGGGAGGGAGGAGAUUGGGAUGGUAGGUGAGGCAGAGGGGACGAGGGAAAGGUUGGGGGAUAUGCUUGGGGGUGGGGAGUGA
Molecule: messenger RNA, 3594 nt
Organism: Scedosporium apiospermum
Lineage: Eukaryota; Fungi; Ascomycota; Sordariomycetes; Microascales; Microascaceae
Exons: 4
Coding region: 1-3594 (1197 amino acids)
Molecular function (GO): protein binding
Source: RefSeq, a predicted model, not a curated record